AUGUUUACGGUUUUGGCUAGGCUGAGUUCGAGGUUAGUUGUGCGCGACUCUGUGAUUGGUGCUAUACCUGCGGGCGCUUGCACCGCAGCACUAGAGGCGACGCUGAAAGUGGCGGAGUCGAUCAGGCUGAAUCUACAACACAUUCUUAUCAACGGACUCUUCCCCAUCUCAUACAACCUUCAUAGUCGAGCGGCACAAGAUCACUCACUCGCCAUUCUUCCAGCCCUAUCGAAUGGAACACAAGCGCCCACCAAGAUGUCGAAUCCAUCAACGUCGAACGCGUUGGUGCCUUCCAGCCAAGGCUCCUCAGCCUUCUCCCAACAAGGAAGCCUGGAUUGGGUCGCACUCGGGAAAAUGCAAUAUUCCGCCUCUAUCGCGGUACUGAGUCGCCUGGCGAAAGCGGGCAUUGACACUCUGACUGUCGCCUUCGGGCAGGCUAUGUGCGUCAGGCUACCUAUCGGUGCGCACGGCGAAAAGAUUCUCGCUGAAUCCAUGAAAACACUCACUGCGAAAUCUGUCGCUGGAGAUCUGAUAUGGUUCGGUGUUGGCGUUCGACAUAUCCUUCGUGAACUAGUGCAGACGUCGCAAGGAUGCUCACUUGUUGCACUCUGCGCAGCCCUCACCGAGAGUCACUCGAUAUCGGUCUCCGCGCUCGUGCUUUACGAGAUUGCGAGAGAGUGCGGAGGGUCACAGGAACUUGCACCUUCACUCGAACAGUGGGAGGCUUUGGUCCGCGUCGCAUCACCGGUCUUCAACGCAACAACUUUUGGGAUACGCAUCCAUCAGAUUUCCAGAUUGGGCAUGCCCGUCAAUGGACUGGCUUCGCGGCCCGAGGUUUCCCACCCUUCUGACCUCGCUAAAGCAUUGCUAUCAAUCGGUCAAAUUGUCCACGGAAGCCUGCGGAGCGUUUCUAUUCAUGGGGGCUAUAGCAGCAGCUGGAUCGCUGCAUGGGCCGAUUUUGUCCUCGGUCUACGAGUGCUCGUCCGAGACACGCAUGGAAUCCCAGUAUACGCCAACUAUGAUACCAGUGAAUCAUUCGCUCAAGUUAAUAUCGACUUCUUUGAAGAUGGAGACAACAAAGCCCUGGUUUGCGUGGAAUCCAGUCACAUCGUUCGAAGCGGAAGGGAGUUCAUUCGGCAAUGCUUCGGCCCUCAAAGACGCGUAGACUCCAUGGACUCAGACGUUACGUUCUGUGCCGGCAGACUGCAUUGGGAAACGAUGCUAUCCGACACAUUUGGAGACGCUUUCACGUCGUUAAUGCAACGGACGGACGAUGAGACCUCAAUAGCACCGCCUCCAGCCAUGGCGAAAUUCAGGUUCAUCUUCAUAGCCGAACAGCCGAUGACCAGGAAUCAGAUCUUUACUCGCAUGUUGGCCAUCUCAGCGAUAGUGUUUGUGGCUAAAGGCGUUACGACUAUGCACUACGGAACUGCUCGCCACUAUCUCCUGCGAGCAUGCGACACCAUCCCUGAGCUACGGCAAUGCAAGGAAGAGGUUCUGUUAGCGGUCAGAGACCUCUCAACAGCUGCUAAGAUUGAGGACUCUUGGCUAGAUCACCGCACGACUUUGAACCACCUUCCAAAGAUACUAGGAUUGACUCGAGACUACGAGCUGUUGGUGGCGCAUCUGCAGAAUCUUUGUCCGUGCGACAACCAUGAAGGACACUCGCGGCAAUUCUGCCUUCUACGGCUCGCAGACACCAUUAUAUACAUGACUUUCCUAUUCGAUUGCGCGGUUUUGGAUACCCCUCUUAAGCCAACAGUAUAUGGCCUCCACUAUCUGUACGAUGGGGCGGUAUCUAUUGCCAACGCCACGGCAGGGAUGUUCGAAAGCCGAACCGCAUUUCGAAUAGACGCGCCUCCGUCGUUGGCUCUUUUCACGUGUUUAAGUCGAUUCGCGGAAGGAGACUGCGCUAAAACGUUUGCCCCACUAGCUGCAGUCUUUUCGGCGGAAGAUUGGAAAAAGGACUCUCACGGAGACAUCGCGCAAAGUGACGGGAAACUCUACUGCUACAUUCAGCCCCUUGAAGAACUCACAGACAACAUCCAAACAGCAUCAAAAAUCCAUGUUGGAUCUGGUCCAAUCGAAUAUCGUGCGCGCAACUACCCCGCUCUGCAUGAUAAAAUUUGGGAAGACGAGUCGCGGCCGCUAUAUCCUACUCGACGAACGGAGCUUGUCGAUGACAUCAGCUACCUCAAGCAUGAUACAACUAUAAAUCCAAUCACGGUACAGCUCGUGAUUGAAGAAAAACCUCCGACUCUUGGAUGGAGAAGGGCAGGCAAAAGACCCAGGGGAAUUCGCCAGGCCCAAUCAUAUGCUGCGGCCGCUGAGGGGGAACGUUCUGGGGAGAUGCGUAGCAAUCGCGACAACGGCGGCUCUGAUGGCCCUGGUGAAGACAGAUGA
Trematosphaeria pertusa is the source of this 2403-nucleotide messenger RNA. RefSeq lists its product as uncharacterized. The record is from RefSeq and is a predicted model, not a curated record. The transcript has 2 exons. NCBI's taxonomy places the organism in Eukaryota, Fungi, Ascomycota, Dothideomycetes, Pleosporales, Trematosphaeriaceae. The coding region runs from base 1 to 2403 and encodes 800 amino acids.